CGACGACGUCACUUUCUGGAUAUUGGGGAUUUCCCAGCAUCGACGUCACGGCGGGGUGACGUCACGCGGCUCACUUCCUCAACCGCUGUCGAGAGUUGAAGUAAUCGACCGCCGCCUCCUCCUCCGCCGUCGUCGUUGUUGUCAAGCAGCAGCAGCAGCAAGAAGAAGAAGCGAGAGGAAAGCCAUGAUCUAUCCACUGCUGGGGUAGCGACACGGCCGUCUUCGCCUCGGGCACGUAACGCGGACGUUGGUGGUCUUUUGAUGACUCGCCAUGGAGGAGGGUGGCGAGUUUCUGCUGGACCCUAAGGACUUUGUAAAGAAACAAUCGUUGGGCUCAGGGCGGUAUGGCGAAGUGCAUAAGUGUACACACCCGUAUUUCGGGAUUGUGGCCAUCAAGCAGGUGUUCAGCGGAAUGGGGUCAUCCAGCCAGCAUAUGCAAUUGGCGAGCCUCAAGGAUGAGGCUAAGAUCUUGCGGAAGCUGAAAAACCCGUGCAUUGUUGAGCUGUUUGGCGUCAUUCUACAAGAGGAUAACUACUCCCUCGUUUUGGAGUACAUGUGCCAUGGAAAUUUGGUGGACUUUCUGCAUAAAGGGAAGGAAAACGUUCCAUGGUGCCUUCGUGCUCGGAUCAUGCUGGAAGUGAUUGAGGGCAUGCUGUACGUACACAGCCAAAAGAUUAUUCACCAGGAUCUCAAGCCUGAAAAUGUGUUGGUGAAUGGCGAUUUCCAUGCAAAAAUAGCGGAUUUUGGAGUGUCCAUUUGUAAAACCUGGUCACGACUUGGCAAAGAAGAGCAGACCAGGAGAAACACCGUCUCUGGUGAGAAAAAGAAGAAGCUGGGAAUGGGCACAGCGGCGUACAUGGCCCCAGAAAGGUUCAACAACGUCAACCUUCAGGCAAACGAGAAGACCGACGUCUACAGCUUCGCAAUCCUCACCUGGGUCAUCAUCACCCAAAAGGAGCCGUACCAACAUUUGCAAUGUGGGGAUCAGACUACUUACGACGUGCUGAAGAAUUGCACCGAGAAAAACCAACGACCUGACAUGAAUCUGGUACCGCCCCGUUCCCCUCACUGUAUAAUCAAACUAAUGGAGUCGUGCUGGAACCAGCGCCCUGAAGAACGGCCGAGUUUCUCAGAGUGCAAAAAAAUAUUUGAGCCUCUUUAUAAUAGUUAUGAAGAAGAGAUACCUGCUGCCGUGACACAAAUGAAGAUGCAGCUGGGUGAGGAGCCGACGAUGUCAGACCAGCACCAUGACAUUCCACCACAAUCUUUAAUCAAGUCGCAGUCCGAUGAGCUUUUGGGCAGUGCUUCCAGCAACAGGAGCCUCCAGGACUUGGGUCCCAAGACGCUCGUGGUCGACGACAGCCUCCUUGUCGCAGACUGCGGCACAAUACCUACAGAGAGUGAAGAGCCGCGGAUUUCCUGCUCAUCUGAAGAUGAACACACAUUGACAAAACUCCAAGAUGAACGAGACUACCAUGAAAAAAAUAUUUCCACGAACCAACAUCUUCCCAUAAACAGGGACCAAGAUCUCGCUUACGUCAUGAACAGGAGGGUAUCAAACAUGCCUUCCGAGGAUGCAGAAGAACCUCGCAGAACGAGGGCCGUGCCUGUGGAGUAUCAAUCGCCGGAAGCCACGUCAUCGGGUCGUGGAAAUUCUGAGGCGCAUCGCACCUCACCGCUUGCGUUUGGGGUGCAGCCCUCGUCAAGCACGUAUCAGGAGCAGCAAUUUUUUCAGCGUGGGUCUUGGCACUCGGAGGAUUCGCAGCGCCACCGCGAUCCGCUCUCCUCGCUGUCGAGCACAAAAUCCUCGGCUCCGCUGUCAGAGGUCAAUAUUGCGGGUGGUCCGGCAAGUCAGAAGGGGGCGGCCGUCCCGAGCGGACGGUACUCUGGGCAGCCACCCGCAGGGAGGGCUACGUAUCCAGAGCCCAGGGCGCAGCACCCCAUGUCAUCGGGAGUGUUGCCACCGCAAGUCAUGGACAGCUGGCCGUUUACUGCGAAAUACAAAUUUCCUGGCAUGGAGCACUUGGGAGCUGCACUGUCAAAUUCCACUUCCGGUUUUAAAGUCCACAUAUCUCAUGGGGAAAACAUUCAGAUUGGAAACAAUAAUGUGAUCAAUCUGAACUCUAAAAGCAAACCAAGGUAUCAGCCAUCGCAGCGCAGCUCCUCCAGCGAAUCACAACGCAGCGCUAAUCCAGACUGCAACCUCGAAUCCUUCAAAGUUGCAGGGAUGACUCGGAAGAUCAACGACAAUGACGUGGACAUCUUGAGGAGGAACCUGUCCAAAGACUGGAAGCACUGUGCUCGUCAGCUGGGCCUGGAUCAAGGCCAGAUCGCGGCCAUCUCCCACGACUUUGACCGCGACGGGCAGCAGGAGAUGAUCGUACAGAUGCUGAACUCAUGGCAGCGUCUAAAGGGCCGCCAGGCCACCGUGAAUAUCCUGGCACUGGCGCUGCACAAUUGCGGCCGUUACGACAUCUUACAGGAGUUAGAUGAAAAUUCUACAUAGCGAGCGUGGUCUUUGUGUGUGCAUGUUGCAUGUUGGGGCAACAGCCUGUGCGGCCUACACAGUGGUGGGGGGGGGGAUCUUUUUCCUUGUGGGAUGUAGGGGGCAGUGGUACUGUCUUUGUGUAUUGUCUUAUGAAUUGGUUACAGCAGGACAUGGAUAACAAUCAUUUAUACUUGGUAUCUGAACUUAUCUUGGGGUCUUCUCCAGGGCCACUGAGCCUUAAUGAAUACUUUGGUGCUGUGUUCAAACAUCAGAGACAAAGGUGGCUGUGCAUGGUCCUGGCCACACCACCCCUUAUUUACCGUACUGGCUUCAAUAUAUGCUCUCGCUAACGGCACUUGCCUUCAGCAUGCUAUCUUGGAUACACAGGGGGCCUUUUUUGUAGUUGGUGGUGCAAUUUUUCACGUACUUAUCUUCAAUUCCAGCAACCAAGGAUCGAUUUCCAGCCCAUGGUAUGAUAUCAGUUAUGCUUGAUAUCUUGAGCCAUCCUAUCUCUCUCCUAGUCAACGUUGCCAUGAAUGAGUACCUGGUGCGGUGUGUAAACACCGACAUUAGCGCGACCAAAUGUGGCUGGGCAUGGUACUGGCCACACCACCCAUUUGUUUGCGAUGCAGGUCCUUAAUAGUUGUUUCAACGUGAGUUCAACAGUCUAUAAAGCUCAGUUGGCAAAGUUUUGCGUGCAAAAUAGGGUUACAGUAAAACCUUGGAUUGCGAGUAAUUUGGUCUGCAAGUGUUUUGCAAGACGAGCAAAAAUUUUAAACAAAAAUUAAUUUGAUAAACGAGCCAGGUCUUGCAAUACGAGUAGUACGUAUACGCUUUGUCUGCCGAGCAUCACGUGAUCACAACUGGUAUACGAGUGCUUUGGAUUACAAACACGUUUCCGGAAUGAAUUAUGCUCGCAAUCCAAGGUUUUACUGUAUUUUGUUUUUAUAUGAAAGGGUUCUCUCUUGUUUAUUAAUGAAUGUUCGUGUACGUUUCUAUUGUGUGUUUAGAGUUGGCUGCAUAUCAUAGUGGCUUAAAGUCAGGGCUCCUAACUGACUUAGGAAGUUUGUUUUUUUCAGCAGAUCUUAUGUUUAUCCAUGUCCGGUCAGGCUUUGUUGCUCUUAAAAGGGUUAACGACGUUUACCCCUUUUACGUUUGAGGAGGGGCUGAAGUACAACCAGUGGUGGCUAGUGUCACCAGUGUGAAGAAACAACAAAGUCCACCUCAGGUGAUAUGUGCAGGUGGAUUGUUCAUUGAACAUGAUGUGCAGUGAUGGUGAUGAUAAUUGUUAAUGCUGGUAAUCGAUGAUGAUUGAUUCUGCACCGUGCCAGUCUCCCACCCCAUCAAACCAGUUUUCCUGGGACGCUGCAUUGUGACCUGGACUUGGUUGAGCAGAAGCUGAAUAAGCCACAUACAGGACUCAAUCCCAUGCAUGCACAUCGCAUCGUGACUGGAGAAUUUAAAGUGUAGUUUACUUUAAAUCUGGAGCCGCCACUAGAUACAGCUCAUCGGUAUAUCAGUAUACGCCAGAUAAUCAGAGUCUGACCAAAGAUCCCUGUGCCUUUGUGAUUCACUUAUUGGUUGCCUUUAUGCCAGGGCAUGAUAUAUGCAAUUGAAUCAUCGUGGAACAAAGUAACGUUCGAUACAAUUAUUUGGUUGUGGAAAACAAGCCUCAAAUUUUUAAAGGGUCUUCCAUCGUGUAGCAUUGUUUGAAUGUACAUUGCCAUUUGCUGCGGUAUAUAGAUUAACACCUACAUAAAAAAAGUAAAAUUAGACAUGUUAUAAAGAUUUUAAUAAUGAUGUAGCACUUUUAGUCAUACUUAUAUUUUAUAUUGGGAAAUACUGUAGGAAUUUCAGGUUAAAGCAUUUUAAAGUGCUAAUUGUUUAACCACAUUUACAUUAACUGGGGCAUUUUUUUUAGAAGUCCGAGUUCCUGCUUACAUGGGCAUUGAGGAUCUCAUCUACUGCUUACCUCACUGAGCGAGUGGUGCAAAUUCCAUAUUUCUAUGAAAGUGGCGAGUCUAUCAAUGGGACAGCCUUUGUUCACUUUCCCCGACACAAGCGGUGCUACUUUUUAUCAACCCUGAAAGAAUGAUGUGUCGAGUCAAUGCCCAACCAAGUUUUUAACCCAUUCCCAGUCACUUGCCCUGCCAUUGAGCCGCCUGGCUGGUAAUAGGCUGUGUUGGUCAAACGUUGCACUCACCACAGAGCCAAUUUGGACUCAUUUGAAUGUGCAGAUUGUGGUAAUUUCUUCAGGUCAUUGGAAAUUAAAUUGUAAUGUACAGAGGGCGGUCAGCAUCCGGCCACAGGCGAUAUGUGGCUAGUUAACACGUAGGCUUUCGCGCCCAAUAUCCAUAAGAGUUUUUUUAGAGUUAGAUCGCGUGAAUAUAAAUGUCGGUAAGUAUGUCCAAACGUCGUACUCGAAUUGUAAAUGUGGGUUUUACUCUCCAACAGCGGUGUGCUGUACUCAUACCGAAUUUGCACGUUUUAUUUACGUGACAAAACUUACUAAUUGGCUGUGACGGGUUGUGGUGACGGGUUUAAUGACACAUUUACACGAUCUAAAAAAAAAAAACCCUUAUGGAUAUGUGGCAAGGUCGCCGUGUCCCUGUUUAUUGAUCAAAUGUAGAUUUCUCGCAGCAAAAAUUGCUGAAUGUCAUUGGAGGCGUGGUGGUUCGUGCGCCUACAGUGGUGGUUCGCUGUGUGUGGCUUUUAUCUUACUCGUGAAAGUAUUCACUUGUAGAAGCCACAGAAGACUUGCUUCUUGUGAUUUAAAAAAAAUUCUAUCUGCUUUUCACAUUUUUAUACAGCCCAAACAAUGUGUUGAAUGAACUUAAACAUUUAUGCACCUUUACAUUUUUACUCUGGAUUUGUAUUAUUUUAUACUGGAGCAUGUAAUAUUAGCUAAUGGUGUAAAACACGUGUAUGCUUGAAGAAUUAUAAUAAUACACGCAAAAGGUGAUUUCUG
Messenger RNA from Petromyzon marinus (sea lamprey), 5456 nucleotides. RefSeq names its product receptor interacting serine/threonine kinase 1 (gene RIPK1). NCBI's taxonomy places the organism in Eukaryota, Metazoa, Chordata, Hyperoartia, Petromyzontiformes, Petromyzontidae. The record is from RefSeq and is a predicted model, not a curated record. Gene Ontology annotation, biological process: protein phosphorylation; signal transduction. Gene Ontology annotation, molecular function: ATP binding; protein binding; JUN kinase kinase kinase activity.